AUGUACGCUCCGGAAGUACUCGCGGACAUUCACGUUUGUUAUGGCUUCGCUAAUUGUGGAGCAACGACAGCCCAGCAGAAGUAUGGUUGUAGAUUUUCUGAUCGUCGGCUACUUAAAACUUCCGAGAAGGAACGUUGUUUUCAACGAGGCUUCGAGCGAAGCCUCAACUUCACUAGCAAGUGGCGUCAGCGAUUGGCUAUAAGAUUUUGCGAAUCGUGGAAAAUGAUUUCAAGACUAGCACAAGGCAAAUUGCGGCACAGUCCCUUGGAUUACCAUGGAGAUGAGGAACGUGCUGAACCCGAUAUUCCACGGCACUGUGGCAGCAGCGGCAGCCACCAGCAGCCAGCAGUGGUUCCGGUGAUCGAAUAUGGUUCCAAUGUACCUACGUACUUUUACUUUGUGAUUUGGCUUAUUGUGGGAGGCUGGCGCAGAGUUCCGGGAGAGGCUGAUAUUCCAGGUGACCAUCCCGUUAUGAUCAACAACCUGUACCCAUUGGAGGAACAUCCGCAUUUUUGUUCAUUUUACUGGGGCGAUUUUAACGACAGCAGCUCAGGCAACUCCGCAUUGCCGGCGGAACCGACGGCCGUCAGCACCAACUACGAUGGGACGCUUCGAAGUGGGCUCUAUGAGGACCCUCGAAUAGAGUACCUGCGGAAGAUCUCGUACGGAAUUGCGUUGCCAAUUAUUUGCGCUCUCGGGAUCGUGGGUAAUGUGCUAAAUCUGGUGGUCCUAACUCGAAGGAAUAUGCGCGGCACAGCUUACAUUUACAUGAGAGGCUACUCGGCUGCCGCUCUGCUGGCAAUUAUCUUUGCAAUUCCCUUCGGUAUGCGAAUGCUGAUCCACCGGGAUUCGGGCCGCUGGCAGAACUUUGGUCAGGCCUUUUACUCGGCCCAUCUGGAGUUGUUUCUCGGCAACGGUUGUCUAGGUGUCGGCGUGAUAAUGCUGCUGGUGCUGACGAUUGAACGGUACGUCUCCGUGUGCCAUCCGGGCCACAUCCGGCGGAUGUGUCCGCCGCGGAUCACUGUCUGGCUGAUAGCGGUGCUCACUUUCCUGAUCUAUCUGCCGUCGGUUUUGCGCGGCGAGAUCGUCAAAUGUGUCUUACAAUCCGAUGGAACAAUAAUGUAUCAUAAGCGCGAUAAUAUGAAAUUUUUAGAUUCGCUAUUUUAUUCGAUUUACAAGGUGAUAUUGGAGAUUGUCUUCAAGCUCGCACCGACGGUGCUAAUUGCUGGCUUCAACCUAAGGAUAAUGAUUGUGUAUCGUCGUACCUGUGAUAAACGCCGCCGCAUGACGUUAUCCCGGAUCAACACCAAGGAUGAUGAUUCGAGGAAAUAUGCCGAAGAACGGCGGCUUAUGAUGUUGUUAGGUAGCACCUCACUUCUUUUUCUGAUCUGUGUCUCGCCGAUGGCGCUUCUUCACGUGACACUUUCACCAGAGCAUCUGUCCAGCUACUCGUUCCAGCUAUUCCGAGCUCUGGCGAAUCUGCUAGAAUUGAUCAACUAUUCACUCACGUUCUACAUAUAUUGUCUGUUCAGUGAGGACUUCCGAAAUACCCUAUUUCGAACCAUCCGAUGGCCGUGGUUUGAGAAGCCUCUUUACAAUCGAGGAACCGACUUCCCCCUGAAGCAUCCGUCGACGGGAAUUCUACUGAACGGUCGCCAUCAUCACUACAACUAUUCGAAUGGCACUCGCCGGAUGGCGAACGGAACUUCCAUCAAUGGUUCGCUGCUGCAGGGUACGUCCAACAACAACAGCCCACAUCAGUCGCCAACCCAUCAGCAAAACCAGCAACAACUGCAGCAUUUGCUGGCGGUUACGCCGACAACCGCAUCAACCACACCGCAACAUCUGCAGGUCACGCAAAUCACUAUGACAGCUACGACGACCACCAGUUCGGGUUUCUGCACCGCCAAUGGACGCUCGAGCAGUAUCUGA
Sabethes cyaneus is the source of this 1932-nucleotide messenger RNA. Its product is annotated as FMRFamide receptor. The transcript has 12 exons. Gene Ontology annotation, cellular component: membrane. Gene Ontology annotation, molecular function: G protein-coupled receptor activity. Bases 1 to 1932 code for a protein of 643 amino acids. Gene Ontology annotation, biological process: G protein-coupled receptor signaling pathway. Lineage: Eukaryota; Metazoa; Arthropoda; Insecta; Diptera; Culicidae. The record is from RefSeq and is a predicted model, not a curated record.